GUUCGAGUUGUGGCGCGUUUAGUGGUGAGAGGAAAGUGAUCCAACGAGCGCACAAGGAGUACAAAGUGAACGAGUCUCAUAGCUUCACUCACAGGACAAUUUUGUUUGCCACGUUAAGCAAACAUAUAUACAUCAAUCUUGCGCCAAUUUUUAUAAACAAGCCGGAAGAUGCCGGCGUUAAUGCUGUUUGGAAGGAAGUGGCUCGCUGCUACUGAUGAUCUAGUAUAUCCGGGAUUAUUCGAAAUCUUCAUUCGCAUUGUUUGGCUUGUGUUAAUUGGAAUCGCAUGUUUAAAAUAUUAUGGUGAAACAUGGAAAUGUCAAUCAGGAGGAGGUUUAGUCAGAGUUUAUUUAGUUGGAGAAAUAGUCAUGUUAGGAAUCGUAACUAUUUUAGUAUGUUUUAUAGUUAAUCACAGUGCAAGAGGAUCGAUUACUGAUACUUUUGCCCGUCGUUUUGUUCCACCUCUUCUAACAGUCAAAAUUCUAUUGAUACCCAUUGAAAUUGUAUGGAAUAUUCUUGGUUCAUUAUGGGUGCUGAGUGAAAAUAUUCAAUGUAAUAAUGAUCAUUACACCAUAACUGUCGUGAAGGUCCUGAUAUUUUUCGACUGGGUGCUAAUUGGCUUGGCGAUACUUGGCUUGGCACUGGUCUUCGAUCCACUUGGUACAUUCGGGAUGGAGGACAAGGUUCUUGAAGAUGCAAUUGAACAUAAAAAAGUUUCCAGGAUCUGGCUUCGACGAUUCAAGUUUUUCUGGUGGAUGCGAAGAGAUGAAAGUGCCAACGAAACCUUUCAACAUGUUGCUGGUUUGAUGAGUUCACUUUUUCGUGGUACUGAUUUGGUCCCGUCGGACGUGUUGGCAGGAUGUGUUCUUCUGAGAGUUCGCCAGAAACGCGAGACCCUCGAAUUACGGAGACUUAACAUUCUGGAGAGACCGAAAUAUACCUCGGAUUCUCAAAGUAUUUUUGCUGGUGCACCAAAUUGGAUGUCCUUAGAAUGGGCACAACAUUAUAUGCAAUUAUCAAUUGCCUCCUAUGGAUGGCUUUUUGUUAUCUAUCAACACGCUUGCACUGGAUGUUUUCGCUUAAUUAAAGGCAUGACAUGUUGUGCAUGUUUCAGGAGAAAACGUAACAUUAUUGUAGAAGACAAUUGUUGCUUAUGCAAUCUUUCUGGCAUUAAAUAUCUUUCGAAAUUGUCUGAAGAUGAUAUCCUAUUCGCAUCCUUCAGAAAUCAUCUGUGUGAGAUACCAUUUUGUGUAAUUGCUGAUCAUAAAACAUCAAGUAUUGUAAUUGUUAUUCGAGGAUCAUUAUCAUUAAGGGAUGUAAUUACCGAUAUUAAUGCAGCUUCUGAUACAUUUGAAAUUGAAGGUCUUCCUCCUGGUAGCAUGGCACACAAGGGUAUGAUAGUUGGUGCAAAAGUUCUUUUGAAACAACUUAAUCAAUACAAAAUUUUAGAAAGUGCUUUUGAAAAAUAUCCUCAUUAUAAUUUAACAUUAACAGGUCAUAGUUUAGGAGCUGGUUUAGCUGUUUUAUUAGGUUUACUCAUCCGUCCAAAAUAUCCAGAGUUAAAAGUUUACGCAUUUGCAACUCCAGCUGGAUUAUUAAGUAGGGAAGCUGCAAAAGUAACUGAAGAGUUUGUAUUGACAAUAGGCGUCGGUGACGAUUUCAUCAUGAGAUUGAGUGUCGACAGUACUGAAAAUUUCAGAACUUCUUUACUUAUUACACUACAAGCUUGUCAACUACCUAAGUAUCGAGUUGUACUGAAUGGAUUUGGAUACAUGUUGUUUGGGGUUCCUGAUCGUGAUCUCAACAGGACAUGGAGGAAUGGCAAUACAAUUAAUUCUAUUCCAGGACAAUUACCCUUAUUAGUUGAAGCUGAUUCAGCAAGGCAAAGAGAAACAAGAAUUUUCGAACGAGAUCUUUCGAGGAGAAGAUUUUCAAAAGUUCGACUAUUCACUGCAGGACGAAUUCUACAUAUUGUAAGAUGUAAAAAUCCCUCUACAGAUAAAAAAAAAAAGAAAAAUAAUAAAGAUCGAAAAUACGAAAUGCGCUGGGCACAAGCCGAAGAUUUUAUGGAAAUGUCAGUAAUGCCACGAAUGCUUCUCGAUCAUUUGCCAGAAAAUUUGGAACUAGCUUUGGCAACUUUAAUUAAACAACAAGAUGAAACGCCAGUGUAUCUCGAUUCAUUAUAGCCGAAGGAGAAACGUAUCAUAUUUCAUUUAAAAAAAAUUAAAUCCUUACUCCAAGUCAUCAAAAUUUCAAGUAAUUAUAUUACAAUCAGAAAAAAAAAUUACGGUAUUGAAAAAAAAACAUUCGUGCAACAAAACUUUUUUAUUGAUAUUUUGUUUUCACGAAUAAAUUUGAUUUUUUCAAAUUUUUUUGAUCCUUCAACUAAUUUUUUUUUAUAUUUCAAUAAGAAAAUUUUGUUGCCUACACAACAAAAAAGAGACUUAAAUAUUAUAAUUAUGAAACAAAUUUUUGUUUUCUAUCAAAGCAAAAUUCCAGUUGCUCUUUAUUUGAGCAGUGAUUUAUGAAAAAAAAAAAAAGAAAAAAAAUAGUCCAUAUUUUGAUAAAUGAAAACUAUGCUUUGAUGUAAGAAUUAUCGCGAGGCUUGUUCCACUUCAUUUUUAUACACAUUAAUUUAUGUAAAUAAAUAGUAUUUAGUUUGUAAUACGAAUAUUAAAACAAAAUUUGAUACAUAAAAAAGUAGUUUUGUUAAAAUAGAAUUAAAAAAAAAAGAGGCGA
Leptopilina boulardi is the source of this 2737-nucleotide messenger RNA. RefSeq names its product diacylglycerol lipase-beta-like. The record is from RefSeq and is a predicted model, not a curated record. Lineage: Eukaryota; Metazoa; Arthropoda; Insecta; Hymenoptera; Figitidae. The coding region runs from base 169 to 2184 and encodes 671 amino acids. The transcript has 15 exons. Gene Ontology annotation, biological process: lipid metabolic process.